Messenger RNA from Pecten maximus, 3356 nucleotides. Its product is annotated as inositol polyphosphate 5-phosphatase K-like. Bases 350 to 1633 code for a protein of 427 amino acids. NCBI's taxonomy places the organism in Eukaryota, Metazoa, Mollusca, Bivalvia, Pectinida, Pectinidae. The transcript has 12 exons. Gene Ontology annotation, cellular component: cytoplasm; ruffle; plasma membrane. Gene Ontology annotation, molecular function: phosphatidylinositol-4,5-bisphosphate 5-phosphatase activity. The record is from RefSeq and is a predicted model, not a curated record. Gene Ontology annotation, biological process: phosphatidylinositol dephosphorylation.
CACACUUCCGGUUCCAACUUUAACUUACUUCAGGAAAUGUUUAUUUUUGUUUUAUUAAGUUUGCAUAAAACAACGAUACUGUAAAUAAGAUGGAAACAUGUAAUAUCGUUCAAGUCAUUCGAUGUUAUCUUGUAAUUUUGUAUUUAAACAAAUGACAAUUGUGUUCAACGUGAUAGAAGUUUUAGACCGACAAGGUCUGAACUGUCACUAACUGUUAGGUAGUGCAUUCAAUGAUCAGAUCAGAAGAGAGGUCUUUUCGUUCUUCAUGAAUAGGUAAAGCGAAGUAAACGACAGUUACAUCAAAUGCUGUAAGCAAUUAUAUUUGCUGUAUCAUUCUACAUAACACAAAAUGGCGUCGGAAACUAAAAAAGGUGCUGUCAUACCAAAACCAAAGAUAUUUAGACUUUAUAUGUGCACCUGGAACGUGGGUACCACUGACCCUCCUGGUGAUAUGACAGAACUCUUGGGGCUGGAUAAACCUUAUAAAUUGCUGCCUGACAUGUACGGCAUAGGUUUACAGGAAGUGAGCACAGCUGAUGCAGAUACAGAAGACAACAAGUGGACUAAAGCAUUAACACACAUUCUCAGGAAGGCAGGAUUUGUCCGGAUAAAAGUUGUAAGAAUGCAGGGCUUGUUAUCGCUAGCCUUUGUGAAGAGAGAAAACCUGUUGAGCUAUGAACACAUCGAAUCCGAGAGGUCCAAGGCUGGUAUGGGUGGCUGGUGGGGCAACAAAGGAGGUGUGAGCAUCAGGUUCGAUGUGAAUGGCGUCAACCUCAUUAUGGUCAAUUCCCACUUGGCAGCUCAUAUGGACAAUGCUGUGGAGCGGAUCGAGGAUUUCUUCACCAUCCUAGACACACAGAAGUUCCGGGACAAGGACGUUGAUAAUAUACUAGACCAUGACUAUGUAUUUUGGAUGGGAGAUCUGAAUUUCCGUUUGGAUGGCCUGAGCAGAUCAGAGGUUGAAAAAGAAAUAGCAGCUAAGAAUUACAGUGCCUUACUUAAGAACGACCAGCUAUUGAAAUGUAAAGAAGAAGGAAUGAUAUUCACUGACUUUGAAGAGGGACCAAUCACAUUUGCACCUACCUACAAGUUUGACCCUGACACGGACAUAUACGACACCAGUGAUAAACAGCGAGUACCGGCCUGGUGUGAUCGUGUCCUAUGGAUGGUUCAUGAAGAUUCCUUUCAGAACCUUGAUCUCAGUGUAAAACAGCUGUACUACAAAUCUCUACCUUCUUAUACCAUCAGUGACCACAAACCUGUCGUCACAGAGUUUCAAUUCCCGGUGUUUCCACAUCCUCCAAACCUACCUGUGGUGACCAUUCAGGUUCCGUCCAGCUGGAGACUGGAUAAGGAUAUGGAAGUCAUGUACUCCUACAGGACCAACCCGGACAUGUCCUCGUCUUCCUGGGACUGGCUAGGCCUCUACAAGAAUGACUUCUCAACUCUAAAUGACUACCUCAGUUACAAGUACGCACAAAGUAAUAUAGAGGGGCUGGACAAACCAAACAUUGUAGUGACCUGGAAGGGGAAAGACCUGCCAAAAACUCCGGGAAAGUAUGUGCUGUGUUACGUCAGCAAGGUCAAGGACACUCUGAUGGGGAUGAGCAGUGAGUUUGAGAUUGUGCCGUGAGAGAUGACCUAGAUCUGAUGAUUACCAAGUGCCUACUCAACAUGUCCUACAGUCAGACGCCGAGAACAGGACUUUUGUACUAGAGAGACACACACUGGUUACGGUGAAAUAUGAUGUUUUAUAUUUAAUUCUGUUAUUACUUAUAAAUUGAUCCUCAAGCAUACCUCACAUAAACAUCGGUAAUGUAAAUCAGCUGUGUGUCCAGUCUGGAGGGCCUUUUGGUCUGUUUUGAGAACUAAACUGGAAGAUUUUGAAACUAAAAAUGAACCAUAUUGAAAGGCACUUACAAAUGUAUUUAACAAUUUUAAACAAAACAAAUACAUGUAUGUUUGGGAUAAGAAAACACAAAUUGAUGGUUAUAUCAAAAAAGAAAAUGUCUUACAGCUAUUUUUUGGUUCUUGAAUUUUGUGAUAUUUCAUUUGGGCAUCUUAAUUUUGCUAUUGACAAGAUAUUGAUAUCUUACUUUUAAAUCAAGUGCUUGGCAUUCAAAAUUUUGUCAGUAUCUAAAAUAUAUCUUACAGAUCAUGUAUUAUGAUGCUAUUUUUAUUAACUCCCUCGAAUAGCUUCAUCACAGAAGAUGUACUUUCUAAUUAAAAGACAUUUCGAAACUGUCUGUUGACCAAGGACUGACCAUUCAGGGUUCCGAACUCUCUGAAAGAUUAGAUUCUGUUCAACAAUUUUUUUAGAUCAAUAACCACUGGGCUAGGUCUAAUUUGAAGAUUGAAUUUUUAUCCUCAGUUUUGUUUUAUUUGUUUGAGAUAUUUUACAUAUCGAAAUUUGAAUCAUGUUAAGAUACUGGUCAGACAGACAACUACAGAAGAGAAUUAUGUAGAUACUGGUCAGACAGACAACUACAGAAGAGAAUUAUGUAGAUACUGGUCAGACUACAGAAGAGAAUUAUGUAGAUACUGGUCAGACAGACGACUACAGAAGAGAAUUAUGUAGAUACUGGUCAGACAGACGACUACAGAAGAGAAUUAUGUAGAUACUGGUCAGACAGAUAACUACAGAAGAGAAUUAUGUAGAUACUGGUCAGACAGACGACUACAGAAGAGAAUUAUGUAGAUACUGGUCAGACUACAGAAGAGAAUUAUGUAGAUACUGGUCAGACUACAGAAGAGAAUUAUGUAGAUACUGGUCAGACUACAGAAGAGAAUUAUGUAGAUACUAGUCAGACAGAUGACUACAGAAGAGAAUUAUGUAGAUACUGGUCAGACAGACGACUACAGAAGAGAAUUAUGUAGAUGCUGGUCAGACUACAGAAGAGAAUUAUGUAGAUACUGGUCAGACAGACGACUACAGAAGAGAAUUAUGUAGAUACUGGUCAGACAGACGACUACAGAAGAGAAUUAUGUAGAUACUGGUCAGACAGACGACUACAGAAGAGAAUUAUGUAGAUACUGGUCAGACUACAGAAGAGAAUUAUGUAGAUACUGGUCAGACAGACGACUACAGAAGAGAAUUAUGUAGAUGCUGGUCAGACUACAGAAGAGAAUUAUGUAGAUACUGGUCAGACAGACGACUACAGAAGAGAAUUAUGUAGAUACUGGUCAGACAGACGACUACAGAAGAGAAUUAUGUAGAUACUGGUCAGACAGACGACUACAGAAGAGAAUUAUGUAGAUACUGGUCAGACAGACAACUACAGAAGAGAAUUAUGUAGAUACUGGUCAGACAGACGACUACAGAAGAGAAUUAUGUAGAUACUGGUCAGACAGACAAC